AUGGCCGCUCUGGCACGAAGAGAACCUCCACAUUACACGUACAAGAGGAAAGUUUACGUCGGAAAAACGAAAAAUCCGAACGCGGGCAUCGUAGGACAGAUGAUGUACUACUGUAAGUAUAUUCUAAUAUGUUUCCUUCGAUUACAUGGGUUUGCUGGGUUAGGCCAAAAAUUAUAAAGUGCGGGGGGGAAAAUAAAGCAAAGCGCUAGCUACAGCUAGCCGGACUACUUAAUCGAGACGAGCUGUGUUGGUUGGCGGUGUCACGGCAUAUAUAAUGAUGACAAGAUCUAACAUGCAUACUGCUGAAACUUCACCGACUCUCGGCCAACAGCUGGUCUUUGCUUAAGUUAAAGAAAACUGUCAGCCAACUAUUGGUUCAAAUUGUGCAAGUAAAUUCAAUUGUGACCAGAAAACAACUGACAAUCUAUGUUUGGGAGCAGUUCUUUACAUUAGCCUGUGUUAUCCUCUCAUGGUAUGGCCAUGAACUGGCUUAAAAAAAUUGUCAGCAAUCUUUCAGAAAAUGGCCAUUUUUGUGCUGACAGUUAACCAGCAGUUGGUAGACACAAAUGACAGAGGGAAGACAAUGUCAAGUCGCCCAAAAGUCAUGUCGCCCAAGAGUCAUUUCACCUGAAGUCAUGUCACCCAAAGAAACAAAUACUAAAAAGGUCAGAAUUUCAGACUUUAAAUAGGCAGUAACGUUGAGAAAUUUUUAUCACUAAAGCGCUCUUUGUUUCAACCAACAAUGCUUCCCUCUGUUGUUAGAAACAAACAAUACUUUUAGAGUCAUUACUCAAACAUAUUUCAAUUCUGACCAUACAAUCGAUUUCUGUGUUGUCAAAGUCUUCAUGACAUUUUGAGAAACAAGAGUUUUCCAAGCUUACGAAUUGUCCGCGAGUAAGAAACAAGUACAUACCAAACGAACAAGGCUUCAUUUUUUUUGUCAUAAAUGGAGAACACUUCCCUUUGUUGUUAGAAACGAACAACGCUUUUAGAAUCUUCAUGGUGUUGUUGGAAACAAAGAGUGCUAUAGUGAUAAAAAAUUUCUCAGUGUAAUUGCCUAUUUACAGUCUGAAAUUCUGAUCUUUUUCGUAUUUGUUUCUUCAAGUGACUUGACUUUUUUUUUUUCGGGCGACAUUACUAAAAUUUCAGGCAACAUGACUUUGGGGGAGAUGACUCUCAGGCAACUUGACCAGUUACCAAGACAACCACCCAACAAGUUGGCUGAUUGACAACUGACAGUCAGUCAGUCAGUCAGUCAGCCAGUUAGAACAGCUUUUUUUCUUUACCAUAGUCCUAGCCUAUCAUUGUACAUUAAAACAGAGAAUAUAUGAACAAUAACCACCAUUUGACAGAAAGGUUUGCACAGAUAUUUUUUGACAAUAUCUGUGUUGGGAUGUGAAUAAUUUUAUAGAAAGCAAAGCUCAGGUAAAACUGUGAGCUUCAAGGGCAAACAGUCAAAUGACAGUGACAGUUAUAGUGAGUAAAGAGUGCAAUUUGUUUGUCUUUCAUAAAUGAAUCAUGAGUUGUGACCCUUGUCACACAUUAUUACAUUAUUUUGUACCACCUGGAUCUUUCCUUCCAUCUUUUCACGGUGAUUUUAUGUUGUAUUUUAAGACGAAAUUCAGGUUGAAAUCGUUUUGACUAGUUUGCUGUGUUUUUUCCUUUGCACAAAGCAUAAGAGAAGUAUUCCAAAACAAAGAUAAACAGGAAUCAACAAACAUUGAAUUUACAACUUAAAUUCAUAAGCUGAAAAUAUCACACAUAUGCACAGGUUGACAUGAUUGGUUUUAUUUUAACUUGAGGGAAAUAUUUUUAGUUUUUGCAUUUCCUUGAAUAAGCCUCAACACUCUAAUAAGCACCCUCCCCAAAUAUGCACCCACCACCCCCAUAAUGUCAAACAAACACUCCCUCUCCUCAGUAACUUUCUUAAACAGUAGGUAUACACUUAAUUUAAAACUUUGUAUGCUUCAUCUAUGGUGGAAUUGGUACAGGAGAAUAAUAAGAACCCCCCUUGAGCACGUACCCCCUUAACCCUUCAACUCGCAGGAUCUGAUAGUUAAUUCUCCCCUCUAGCUGCUACACAUUUCUUUGUAAAUUAGUUGCAAGAAUUUGGUGUUAGAUCAAGAUAAAAACUUCUACCUGAUACACUUGAGUACUCUCAUUACCUGUUUGCUGGAUAGUGGAUGGAUAUUUUCGGAAGAAGUUACAUGUGAAUCACUUCUAGGAGUUAAAGGGUUAUUGCCAAAAUUUUAAAUAAGUGCCUUGGAGCUUAUCAGAGGAAAUACAGUAUCUUUUGUAGCUGUUAUAAUUUCCUUUGCAGUGUCAGAGGCCCGUCUGCGAGGUAAGAUUCGCAGGAUAACAGAUGCUUUAGAUUCAGACCCAGUGGAUGUGCCAUCACUGAAAGACCUGAGCAUCACAGCUGAUGGCUACAUUGCUGUAGACUUGAGGUGUAAAGUGUGGUCUAAACUACUCAAUGUCAAUACACUGGAGAUUUCAAGAAACAAAGACAAGAAGAUAGGUAAAAAUAUGCAAACCAAGUAUAUGUACAAAUUCACCAAAACAUUUUCUUGUAGCUCAGCUGAUAUUGCAUCUAACUGUGAAAUCAGAUCUGCCUGACGUGUGAAAUCUGGUAAGGGACUUAGCUUUUUAUGUGUUUUGCCACUGAGACACUUCUGGGAUUUUAUUCUUUAAGUAAGAUACAGCUACAGGAAGACAGGAGGUUCAACAAGAUUCAGUAUCUGAAAAAUUUGCCAUCUGUGUCAGGCUAAAUAACCCCCUACUUUCUCUGAAAUUGACAACAUAAGAGUGAAUAUCAAACUGCCCAAGGCUGUGAACUUGGCAGUUGUUUCCAUCUUCUUCAAAACAUAUUAAAUCCCCUGAGAAUGUGACAAAGAUUGCAUUGCAACGAUUUAUUUUUCCCAAAGACAAUUCUGAGUUGGAACAGUUUCAAGUACACAAGUAUUGGAGACAAGUAAACUUAGAUGUUGAUCGAUCACACAGGAGGUUUCCCUCUGGUAAGUUACUCGACUGCUACAUGUAGUUGUACAGUGGUAUCAGGGCUGAAGCUUAUUUUUGGGUCAUAUAUGGACACUUGCAGUGUCUGAGGGUUUAGAUUUCUUAUGGUUGUCUGUCUCAUCUCAAAUACACUAAAAUUCAGGGCAAUUAGGUCUAUUCUGGUGAUCAAAUGGAAACUGGGCAUAAGUAUACCCUCCCAAUCACUUGGGUUUCUUUGGGACAAUCUUGGUCAUGUCCUCAAUCAUGUAGCCUGUAUUCUGCUGUUUCCUCUCUUCUUCUGUCAAAUAUUUCUAAUAGGUGAAUCAAUAAUUAUGUACUCUCUUUAUACAAUGUCUCAACGUGAUUUUUUUUUUGUCAGAUUUAAUGGUUCCUUUACAGUAACUUUCAACUGAUGUUUUGAUUGAUAGCAAUGUAAGAUACCCAUAGUUUAGUUAUUACUAGUGCUCCCAUUCUCUUUGAAUCUAUUGUGAGUAGUUUUGGACUGUUUUAUAAUGUGGCUUAGAGUUUAUUAAGACUCUUUUGGUCAUUCCAUCUUCCUCAACCACCCAAUUUACAGUAAAAAAUUCAGACCUCUGGUUACAGUUUUCUUACUUUCAUUUGGAAUCAGAGAUGAGAGCAUCAAGGCGGCGUGCCCUUCAAGAGCAGCUGGUGAGGAUCAUCAUGAGAGUAUUGUGUAGAAAUCAGGAUCUGCAUUAUUAUCAGGUAUGCCAUUAUUUAUGAAUAAUAAAUAAAAUUAUUAAUUUUAUUAUUAAUAAUAAUAAAAUUGUUUGUUAUUUAUUAAGGCAAUUAUGUAUGUUAUAGUCAUAUACACGAGGAGGAACCUGAGUUCUGAGUGGCAUAGAGGACCCUUUCGUUUUUUUUUUGGGUAGAUUACAACAUUUAUAAUAAUUAAUCAAAUACUUUUGAUUAUCAUUUUGAAAGGGUUACCAUGAUGUGGCUGUUACUCUGUUGCUUGUAGCUGGAGAGGAGUUAGCUACAGCUCUUCUGGAGCAAUUGUCUCUUCAUCAACUGAGGUAAACUGACAAAACAAGGAAUUUUUUUAUCAUGGGUUGGAAUAUUUAUUGAGUGAUAAACCAGGACCUUUCCAUAAAGACUUUAGUCCAUUAACCAUUUAGCCAUUGCUUCUUUCCUUGAGAGUUCACUGAAAUGUAGCAGUCAGCUUGCCAGGUGGCUCAACAGCAAAAGCCACUGGUAUAGUUUGAAAAGUUGCAUUUUUCUUGAAGUUUAACUGUAGCUCUUUUUGCGUGUAAUACCUCUUUGACAUUUCUACUGUUCAAUAAUUUUCCUUUUACAAUCUUCUCCAAUAGUACAUGUAAUACCAAACUGUUUCAGGUGGUUAUUUCUGUUGGCAUCUGUGCUUUUUUGUUUCAGGGACUUCAUGGAAGGUUCAAUGGAGAAGACAACUAAAAUGCUGGCAUUUUUGCAUCCCAUUAUUGAAGAAGCUGAUCCAGAACUGAGGGAAUUUCUUGUCAGGUAUGUUAUUUUAGUUUAUUUCAGCAGCCAAGCCUGGAAAUCACGAACUUCACCCCAGUGAAUUAUUUGCCUUAGUUUCCACCCUUUAUUUCUAUAUUAUGCUGUCAGUUAUACAUAUGUAUGAGACCCCCCCAUGGUUUCGACUUGUGGUUACAUGUCUUUUGUAAGACAAGAUCACUUUUCUGGCUCCAAAAGGUAUACAGAGUAGGUUAAGUAUGGGGCACAAGCCAAGUGAUCCACACUUCGGGACUUUACACCAUGAAGCUGCCAAGUAGUAAUUCUCCUCCUGGAUGGGGUGGUAGCCCAUCACUGGUACCCCCAUCUCUACCCUUAGAUGAAGAGAGAUAUUGUUUGAGAAAAAUGCGUAACCCAAGGACACAACGCAAUGACCCUGGUUAGGUUAACCCUUGGGUUAGGACUGGAACCCAGUCCUUUUAAUCCAAAGUCAAUUGCUCUAACCUUAAAGCUACCAUGUCUACCACACUCCAUUGCACGACUGUGAAUAUACAGUAAAAACCUGCAUAUAAGAACCUAGAAUUUUGGAGUUCAGGCUGAACAGGUUCUUAUAUUUUGAGGUAUUUUUUCCAAUAACAGGCUGAUUAGGUUCAUAGUAGGUUCUCAGUUGCAAAAGUUAUUAUAGUGAUAGCAUUUGGGGAACUGCAAUAGUACUAAUAUGCUAUAAUCGUAAAGCAUUUACAAAAAUGUCAAGCCUUGUGGUCAAAACAAGUCCUGUACUAUGGGCCUGACCAUAUUUACAGUUGUAUGAUCACCAUGCAAAUUUCAACAGGAAAAAUAUGCCUGCCUUGUUUACCAAUCAAUUCCAUGCUGUACAGAACAAAACAUCUUUGGCUAUUUACAGUAUAUACAGUGUACUGUACAGUAUUUGUGACUGUAUUUGCAACUACAGCAAAGUUUUAUGAAAUUUUAUGCAAAAUUUCAGCCUGUAGGUUCUUAAAUCACUAGGUUCUUAUACGCGGGUUUUUACUGUAUCAGUAUCAUAAUACCCUCCAUUGCAGUACCUAGCAUAAUAUUGCGAAAAAAUGAUGAUCUCAAACUUAGUAAUAAUUCAUUCCUUACACUGACAAGGUCUGAAGUGGGACAGGUGUUUGCCCUCAGCUGGCUAAUCACGUGGUACGGCCACGUGUUGAAGGAUUUUUCCACCAUAGUGCGCCUGUAUGACUUCUUUCUGGCCACCCAUCCUCUUAUGCCUGUGUACUUCGGUGCCGCUGUGAGUUGCUGUGUCCUCCUUCUUUAUUUUACCCGUAGAUUUUAGUGAAAUUUUGUACCCAGUUUGUAUGAUUGUGUCUCUGUGAUUGGUCCAGAAAACUCGACAUCCUCUCAUUCAAUCAGCAUCAAAACUCAAAGUAAUCGUGAGUCGGCCCUUCGCAUUUUCCUACGCUUUAAACGGUUUAGUAGCUUUAAUAGGAGUAAAGAAGAUACAAUAAGGGAACGUCGGAGUAUUUGUAACAUGACCUGAUACACUCAUCACUCGACGGCCAUCUAAAAAUAUCUCGGUUUUUUUCCCUUAUUUAGGUUCUCCUAACGAGAUGGAAAAAAGCAGGUAAUUUAGUGUUAACAACUGGGUUGAAAACGUAUAUUAGCCACCGUAAAUCGCUCUGACGAAGGGCUAACGCUCGAAACGUCAGCUUUUUUACCCUUUACGGUGGCUAAUAUACGUUUUCAACCCAGUUGUUAACACUAAAUUACCUGCUAUACUCUCCCACCGACGCAGCACCACAGUUUCUUUAGAAACUUACCCCUUUAUUCAUUUGAGAUGGAAAAAAAACCGCAAAAAUUAGUUCCCACCAGUUCAGUCACCUUGAACUUCGCAAAUUUGAAGAAAUAUGUCAAUCCACAAGCUAAAACUGCCGCAGGAUUUUAGCGCGAGCGAUAACUACACGUAGGUUUUUCAGCCAAGGCAAGUGUGAAAAGAAACGAAACAUUCAUUGUAAUCUAUGUUUAAACUUUUUUGUCACAAGCUUGUGAUCCGGCGUCGUUCUGAAGUGCUGGCCGGCGAAUGUGAAAUGAGCUAUGUACACCAUCUUCUUUCUCGAAUUCCCGAUGAUCUUCCUGACUACGUUGAAGAACUUAUCACCACUGCGCAUUCGCUGUUCCGCAAAUUUCCCCCUGAAAAGCUAUCUGGAGCUGUUGACCGCUAUCUUAAAGAAAGGUAAUUGGUGUUUUUUGCUUUGCAAUGUUAAAAACGACUGCCAUGGUCAUCGACAACAGUCCUUUUCAGAACCUGUAGCUACAUUUUUAGUUGUAAAUUGAAACGUUGCGUGUUCAUAAGUCGAGAAGAAUUUACGCCUCUUCUGUGCAUCAUCUAAAUUUUUGUUGAUUCCUUUGUCAGUUUUCUUCAUCGAUUCUUCUGCUUAAUACAAGAAUCUGCAUUUUAAGGGUUGAUUUGUUAGGAAAUUUCUCCAGUAUUUCUUUGUUGUCUCUAAACGAGAGACAUGUCAAUUUUUCCAGCGAUCCUUUUUUUUAAGUAAAUAAAAUCACAAGAGACGACAAAAUCCGCAACCUCAAAUAUCCAGAGUUUUAUCUCUCUAUAUAGAUUUUCUUUUUUCCUUAGAAAUCGUGUGGUACUCACAAGUUCCUUUCGAAGAAUUCUCCAAUGUUUACCUUGCAUCAUUUUUUUUCUCUUUAAUGUACGAGUGAUUUUUUUUCAAUUUAGCAUAACCGUAGCCAAGCACAAGCAGUUUAUACGAGAGUUAGGCGAUCAAAGACCCGAUUCUGUUCUGAGACAAAGGAAAAAACAGCUUGCCCUUUACACAAACAAUGAACUCGAAGUUUCACAAAAUUUCCGAUCGGCGACACAAACAAAUCCUUACAUGAAGCUCGCUGUGUGGACAUUAACAGCUUCUGUGGGUACAAUGGCUAUUUAUGUUCUGAGUACAGCGAAACGUUGGAUAUAAAUGAAAGGGAGUGUCGCCAUUUUUCCAUGUGAAUGAGACGAGGAAGAGUUUGGUAGCAGACCUUUCGUUACUGUCGCUCUUGUGUCACGAAACCUUGACUUGUGAUCAGAAUGUGAGAGUGAUAAAAAUCAGAGGAACUGCAUUGAAUUCAAAUGGACUGGACUCCAGGUUUGAAUCAAAUGUUCGCCAUAUUUUAAAGCGGGAGUUCAAAUUUAUUCUGAUUUGUGAAGCUUACUCGUAGGAACCAAGCCAAAAUCCUUUUGGCAGUCGAAAGACUUCUUCAGAGCGAUUUCCUCUUAUGAAACACGCCUUCAUUUGUUUGAUUUGACAGUAGGAAGAUGGGACUGUCUUCGUCAUCCUCACUUCUCCUCUGCGGAUCGUUUUUUCGAACUACCCUCUAUAAAGUCAGCAUGAGAGUAGUUUACUGUAUGCAGUGCUCAAUGGACCACACUGCAAUCGUGUUCUCUAAGUAUCAGUAGAAGAAGACGAUUUUACAACGAAGAACUCAGCCUUACUAAUUCUUACAGGGGGCAUGUAGAAAAUCUGGUUUUGCGCAUUUUGAGAAGUGUGUUGGGACAACACUGUCGUCGAACAAUUUUUUUGCAGGCAGAAGAACGGCUACGGCUGGAACAUUUCUUGUUUAGAGAAAUUAUCUAUGGAAUGUAUAGAAAAAGCUGUACAAAUGCAGCAUUGAAAUAUGUAGUCUAUUAAUGAGGGCUGGUUUCUCUCUUGGUUUGGUCACCAAAAUUUACUCAUCCCAAAUGAUCUGUAUACGGAAUUGACCAUUAUCAAAUUAUUCUGAUGAUUUUGUCAGAAACUGGGAAUAUGAAAUAAAAAUGUCCUUGCUUUUCUCUGCGUAGGGAUACCCGCUGCGUACAAAUGAGAAGCUAGUUACCUCAAAUAAAAAAAAAGUAAUAAAAACAAGUCAGUGCAGUUACUUAGCAGAACUUUUUUUCCGGGGUCUGCUGGCAGCCGUUCCUUCACUUGCCAUGCAACACUCGGGCUAGUCCUAAAGUUUCCGCAUGCAGCGUGAAAAGGCGGGAAAAGUCGUUGAACUGAAGCCAAUGCACACAAUUCGAAAGAAGCAGUGAAGACCUAAAGUACAUACAAUUAUAAGGAAGCGAGCAAGUUGCGCAGGGUAAGAGUUUUGCGUCAUUCUGAAUGACUAAGAGUUGAGUGUAAUAUUUCUUAACCAACUACAGAGCGCAGUGAAAUAAACCAAUUCAGUCCGGGGUUAUCCCGUAUUACUUUUGACACGAUGUCAGGGGCGUCAAGAGUGCACACAUUUAUGUGGCUAGUUUUCCGGCUGGCCAAGUGUGGGUUUGAUA
Messenger RNA from Pocillopora meandrina, 8731 nucleotides. Lineage: Eukaryota; Metazoa; Cnidaria; Anthozoa; Scleractinia; Pocilloporidae. The record is from the annotation of a GenBank genome assembly.